Messenger RNA from Moneuplotes crassus, 1492 nucleotides. The record is from the annotation of a GenBank genome assembly. Lineage: Eukaryota; Ciliophora; Spirotrichea; Euplotida; Euplotidae.
AUGAAAUCUCAGCACUUCAGUACUAUUAGAGGAAAUUUAUCUCCAAGUAGAUGGGAUAUCCAAGAAAGUGAUAGAGACAUGAGUAGACAGAAGAAAGCAGUAGAGGACGAUGAUACUGCAGAUAAGACAAUAUCUCACGCUUGGCCUAUUACUAUAGACAAGAUAAGAACCUGCAAUAGGAACAGUUUCAUUGAUAGAGAUAAUCCUCUGAGAAACAUCGUAGAAGGUCCUUUCUCUCCUCAAGAAGAGAAGAAAGUUAAAGGCAAACAAAAUUAUUUCAGAAAGCCUCAGGCAAUCAAGAGAAUUCUAGAAAGAUUCUUGCCUGUUGGUUCCGAAAGAUCUAGAUUACCUGCUCAGAGACGAAGACCUUUAUGGAAUAGAAUCAAAAGUGCGAGUCCAAGAGAUCCAGCCCAAACCUCAAAAUCGAAAACUAUCAGAAUUGCUGAUCAUUGAGAUAACAAGGAAGACUCAACUGCAGUGUACAAGAGUAUCUGAAAGAUCUUGUGAGAAAUCUUAGCUAUACUAAAUUUAACCACUGACUCCUCUGUGUGAUCCAAGGAUCUUCACUUACUUCGCUCUCAACUUAAAUCCAAGAUUUCAUCUCUUAGUCUUUACCCAGCUGAUAUUGUAUCCAAGCUGAGCCCCGACAAGUUCUGUUGUCUAACAGUCUUGGUGGCCAAAGCAUUUGACAAUAUCACCUCUGCUAUGUCUUGGAGGCGUACUCCUUUCGCCAAGUUCUUUACAGAACUUUGAGAAGAUUCUGGAUGAGCCAACCAAACUAGAGUUGGCACUAUGUGUACUAAGGCACAUGAUAGCCAAGAUUUGAGGAGAAUGGGCGACCCUCUUGAUAUGAAGAAGGUUUAUGAUAGUUUUACAAAGAGGCUAGCAAAAGCUCAAGAACACAUUGCUGUAGCAUGAAAGAGGUCUGCUAAAUAUCAACGCCUUCUGAAAAGCAUCACAGAAGUCAGCUUAAAGAAGACUGAUCAACUUAAGUUAUUAGAGCAGAAAAUUGAAGAGAGGCAGAUCCUCAUUGAUUCCCAAAGAGAGCUUCUAGAUAAGAGGUUAAGUAGAGAUGUGGAAGAAAAGAAAGCUCAUGCUCAAGAAAUUUUCAACAAGUUAGACGAAGAAGAUUUUCAGAAGACUAAGCUUGUCUCCAACUUGCCGUCUCAAGCAAAGAAGCAAAGAUUGAGUCACUGUAAUCACUGCUGUAUUAGAGAUAACCAAAAAUGAUUCUUAGAGGAAUAUUUUCAUAAAUAUUACGGUUUACUUAGUACACUUGAGAAGUUAUUAAUUUGCCCAAUAAAUAUGGGAGUAGUAAGGGACCCAGUGAUCACUCCUUCAGGUAACCUUGUUGAAGCUUCAGUAAUUGAGAGGUUGAUACUCGAAAAGAAGCCGGAUCCCUUCAACAGGACCCUCCCUAUCAGACACCUCACGAUCAACAGGUUCGCAACAGAGGUGCUCAAGCUAGUAAAAUCCUAGUCUUCAACAGAAA